UUUGUGAGCAACAAAUCCACCACCACUACCAGCCCACCAACCCUGCGCCCUCUCUUUUCCCCUCCAUAGUUCCACCCUCGUGAGGUUGACAAAACCAUCAAAUUGUCUGGUCGUAGUCACAAGCACUCGAUGGUUAUCUUCUGGCACAGGGAGAGCCCGACUGUUCAGUGUUGUCCAGCACGACGGACCACGCGAAACGGAGCCUUGUGACCACUUCCGCGUGCUGACUGUUCCCGAGUGCUUCAGUGAUAGUAGCUGGUUCCUCAGGCAUCCUGCGGUGUACAGGAGUGAUGGUAAGCCUGUGAUUCUGGUACAAGGACAGACAUUUCGUGAAGCGUAGUUUCAUAUCUAUCGAGUGAAGUGCAGAGGACUCAUGCCUGGACACAGUACAGACACAGCUCCAUGUUUGGUGUAAGGGCCUACAUACAGUAGUUUUCUUGCGCAACAUAAGCUCGCACACGCUGUAAAACAAAAGCCCGCAAGACGCGGUCCGAGGACUUCACGUGCGGAGAUCGCGGAUACGUGGGGGCCACGGCGUCCCCGUGGCCAGCGCUGUCGUUGCCGGCCACAGCGGCGGCAGCGGCGGCGGCAGCCCCGCCCCCCGUGGAGUUGGAUCCUGUCGCAGCCGCGUGGGGACGCAAGCUGUAUCCACCACCGGGUCCCACACGUGGGGUCGGACCCGGCGGUCUCAUGUUCGGCCUUCACCACCACCAGGACGCAGCCACAGCGGCGGGACUUCACCACCACCACCACCACCACCACCAACCGCGAGGUCCUGUCACCAGCCUCAAAGAGGAACCGCUCUCUACGUCCCAACUGGCGGCUGCCAGGUCAUGGAUGCAGCCCGCAGUCGUCGAUCAGAGCAGCGUGGGAAUCGGACGAGCGCACUUCGAGAAACAGCCUCCCAGCAACCUACGGAAGUCGAACUUCUUCCACUUUGUGAUCGCCCUGUACGACAGGGCAGGGCAGCCGGUUGAAAUCGAGCGAACUGCCUUCAUCGGUUUCAUCGAGAAAGAUCAGGAGACUGAAGGCCAGAAAACCAACAACGGCAUCCAGUACCGCCUACAACUGCUUUAUGCAAAUGGAGUGCGCCAAGAGCAAGAUAUUUACGUCAGGCUUAUCGACUCCGUCACGAAACAGGCCAUCAUGUACGAGGGCCAGGACAAGAACCCGGAGAUGUGCCGUGUGCUGCUGACGCAUGAAGUCAUGUGCAGUCGAUGUUGUGACAAGAAAAGCUGUGGGAACAGGAAUGAGACCCCGUCUGAUCCAGUUAUCAUCGACAGGUUCUUCCUGAAGUUCUUCCUCAAGUGCAAUCAGAAUUGUCUCAAAAACGCAGGGAACCCUCGGGAUAUGAGAAGAUUUCAGGUUGUUAUAUCAACGCAAGUUGGAGUGGAUGGACCACUUCUAGCCAUUUCGGACAAUAUGUUUGUCCACAAUAACUCCAAACAUGGCCGCAGAGCGAAGCGGCUAGACCCAGCCGAAGGUAUGUACUGCUUGUACCCUCCCCUUCCCGUAGCGACCCCAUGCAUCAAGGCGAUCAGCCCGAGCGAGGGAUGGACAUCGGGGGGCUCGACGGUCAUCAUCAUUGGCGACAACUUCUUCGACGGCCUCCAAGUUGUCUUCGGCACAAUGUUGGUCUGGAGCGAGCUGAUCACGUCGCAUGCGAUACGAGUGCAGACUCCACCGAGACACAUCCCCGGAGUGGUUGAGGUGACGCUGUCUUACAAAUCCAAGCAGUUUUGUAAGGGGGCCCCCGGAAGAUUCGUCUACGUAUCUUUGAACGAACCGACAAUAGACUACGGGUUUCAGCGGCUCCAGAAACUCAUACCACGUCAUCCAGGGGAUCCGGAAAAGCUUCCCAAGGAAAUCAUCCUGAAGCGAGCGGCAGACCUGGCGGAAGCUCUGUAUAGCAUGCCACGCAAUAAUCAGUUGGCACUAUCAGCCCCACGCUCCCCUACAAUGACCAACAAUGGGAUGCCUUCGGGAUUCAACACGUACACGGGCCAGCUCGCAGUCAGCGUCCAGGAGAACGGAAACGGUCAGUGGACUGAAGAGGAGUACGGCCGAACACAGAGUAGUAGCGUCUCUCCACGUGGGGGCGGCUACGGCUCCAGCGCUUCGACGCCUCACUCUUCUAAUGGUGGCGGUUCAUAUGUGACGGGGGCGUCCACUGGCGUCACAAUGAAUGGUAGCUACAGCACCGCAACCCCGGGUACAGGUACGGGCAGCGGAGCAGCAACGGGCGGAACGGGCUCACAGCUCACCAAUAUGGGUGUUCCCGGCUCACCCGCCACGUCGGGACUCUUCAAUUCUUCACUUAUGUGUAUGGAUACUUAUGAAUUAGGAAGCCAGCAUCAAUUUGAUUCUCCUGAGCAUUACUUCACAAUGAAACGUUCAUUUGCUCCUGCGAUGGGCUCUACCUCACGAACCCCCAUGCCCGUUCACCCCACAAACAGACACCACAUGGCUGUUCAAUGGGUUGGAAGUUUGGUGUCAUCCCCCUUCGCAACAAUGAACCCUUUCGCCCUACCAACGUGCAAUUCCCAAUCGUAUGGAUCGAGUCCUUUACUUAGUUCUGGCAAGUAACACGAGGAGGCAUUAUAUUCAUAGAUGUAAAUAUACUGCAACAAUUUUACAAUAAGGAUAAUUAUCAGUGUGAGCGAAAGAAAGUAGUUCUCAGAAGAAAAACAAUUAUCAGCAUCAUCAAGGGCCUAUCCUCCCGAAUCAACGCGAAACAGAUAUAACGAACCGCAGCACGAAGAUCAUUUGCGAAGUGCAACUGCUACUGAGUUAAGAAAAGUGACGUAAUGUAAAUUGAUAAUCGUGCUUCAUGUGCGGGUGUGUGUAUGUUUGAAUGUGAGUGACUUUACUUUGGGCCGAUUACAAACACUACGAAAAAUAUUACCAUCUCCAAACCUAAUCACAAAUUGUACCUUUUCAUCUACAUUCAUAAAAUGGACAAGAAGCCCACAAUUGUUUACAAUGGCAUGCAUAUCCCCGAGUGAUGGACACGAAACGAUUCACAUAUACAUUAUACAUUUCAAUUAUGUUAAUAAAGCUUCACUUUAAUUAAUUUCUAAAGUAAAGGCCACUAAAUCUAAUAAUCUCGUGAUGAAGACUCUAGACACUCCAAUAAAUAUGAGAUACUAGUAUUAACCUGAUUGUAUCAUCGAUUAUUUUAAAAUGGCCUAUACAUGGAUAUCGAAUCCCAAGUCAUACAUAUCGCUCCCUUGUGGGAGAAGUCAGACGUUUUAAUGUUAACAUAUAAAUGCUACUUCUCAUGAGGUAAUUUCAGACUAUACUUCCUUAUAUACAGACAUGCAUAUAUCAUGAUAGUUUUGUACAAUUUGUGAAUAACUAACCAAGUAAACAACAACCUAAAUGGCGAAUGAACUUGAUGUACAGAGAGAGCGAAUGAAGUAUUCCAGAGAGCGAACUGUGAGAAUAUUACUUUUUUUAGUGUCUCGAUAUUAAACCCAUAUAAAUAUAAAAUCAUUCUUUUCUCUAAUGUAUUGUCUUGUAUCAUAAUUUGCAGGAGAGAAUGUAAAAAGAUAUUCGACCUCCGUGUACAUACAUGACUAAUAGAUAUAUAUAUUUGUUUAGAACGUACCUAUAUAUUUCUCAUGGAAUUGGAGUGAUGGUGUGUUUGAGAACGUAAGGUGUAUAUUACAUUAUGAAAGCAUUUUCUCCCAGCGCUCUCUGAACUUCGGGCCGGAGUGACGUCAUACAAUACAUUAACAUGUAUACGAUCUUACGAUAUUCUUUCUGAUAUCACAAUUUUACAUCAGCCAGAUAUACCAACUAUUCAAGUAGUGUCAUUUUUUCUGUGCAGUAAGGAGAUUAUGGACUUUUUAGUCCUUUUAUACGAAACAGAUUCUAUGAAAUCUGAUUUCUCGAGCACAGACAAUUUAAACUGUUUUUGAUCACUUGGAUAUACAUCGAAUAUUCAUCAAUAAUUUAUUCUUCUAUUCUGUUGUAAGAAAACUAUAAUAUCGUUGUCUUAAAAUAAAACUUUAGCAUUUUAUUUUCGAAACGAAGUUUCGUUCUGAGUAUGUAAAAUGGCGCUUCUAUAGAAGAAGAAAAUAAUUAAUUUUCAUUAUGAAUUGCAUAAAUUUGGCAAACCACAUUUAUAACACUUAGCUCUCAGUUCCUCUUUCUACACGAUAUGUGAAGUAGCUGGUUUUCUUCUUUGUUGUUUAUUCUUUCCACAGCAAUAAUUUAUGUAGAAAUUCUUACAUUCAGUUGUUAUAAUUAUGCUAUCGAUCUCUUGUGUAAUUUAUUGUUUCGGUAUAGUGACAAUUUAUAAUUCUGUUUGUUAAGAAUUUAAGCUAAGUGUUUUCUUAAAAGUUUA
Cryptotermes secundus is the source of this 4351-nucleotide messenger RNA. RefSeq names its product transcription factor collier (gene kn). The transcript is spliced from 15 exons. The record is from RefSeq and is a predicted model, not a curated record. Lineage: Eukaryota; Metazoa; Arthropoda; Insecta; Blattodea; Kalotermitidae. Gene Ontology annotation, biological process: regulation of transcription by RNA polymerase II. The coding region runs from base 691 to 2586 and encodes 631 amino acids. Gene Ontology annotation, molecular function: DNA-binding transcription factor activity, RNA polymerase II-specific; RNA polymerase II cis-regulatory region sequence-specific DNA binding.